This is a messenger RNA of Lactuca saligna, 748 nucleotides long. The record is from the annotation of a GenBank genome assembly. NCBI's taxonomy places the organism in Eukaryota, Viridiplantae, Streptophyta, Magnoliopsida, Asterales, Asteraceae.
AAAAUUUUAUCAAAAUAAAACAGUAAAAUUCUAGUAGAAUUUAGGGUAAAUUACACGGAUGGUCCCUGUGGUUUGGGGUAACCUGCGCGCCUAGUCCCUGAGCAAGAUUUUUAACUCGGAUGAUCCCUAAUGGUAAAAUUCAUAACCAUCCUGGUCCCUCACUUAACAUCCCGUCUAGUUGCUCCGUUAAAACACCCCACGUGCAAGGCACGCAGGGGUAUUUUUGUCUUUUCAUGUCACCCAGUCUUCUUUAAACAUGGUUUAUUUGUCUUCUUCCCCCAUUUCUUUCUCAAUCGCAGUCUUCUCCUCCCACCUUUCUUCUCACAGCCGAUCAAACAUGGUGAAAUGCAAUUGUGGUGCGAUAGGCGUUAUACGUACUUCAACUACGAAAAGAAACCCAGGUAGGGCAUUUUAUGCUUGCCCAUUAGAGGGACCAAGGUCUGGCUUUAUUAAGUGGGUAGAUGAAGAAAAGCAUGGUCAUGAGGCGGAAAUAAAAAAUGAGGGGCUUGAAAUCCAAAUUCAAGAACUUGAGGUCCAAAAUCGGAAUCUGAAGGCAUUGUUAAUAAUCAGUUGGUUUUUGUUUUUUGGGAUAGUUGUUUACAAGUUGUAGUGUUAGUUUUAAGAUCAACUGAAGUAGUUGCAGUUGUUUACAAUGCCUUGUAAUGAAUCUUAUUUGUAUCAAGGGUACCCUUUUAUCAAUGAAAAUGAUAUUUUGUUGAACUUGAUUGUAUUUUACAAUUUGUGAUGU